Messenger RNA from Mesorhabditis spiculigera, 2079 nucleotides. NCBI's taxonomy places the organism in Eukaryota, Metazoa, Nematoda, Chromadorea, Rhabditida, Rhabditidae. The record is from the annotation of a GenBank genome assembly.
AUGAUGUUCACUUUCCGGGGCUUCAUCCGGCUUUUAAUACUUUUCCCGGCUAUUUACGCCUAUCGCCAACAUUUGGAGUUGACGAUCAAGGGAUCCGAAGAAAUCAUCGAACAGGCCGUGGAAAGUCUGCAAAAAUCGCUAGACAAAGAUUUGCUGAGCCUUGACAUUACAAAGGAAAGAAAAGAAGGGCACUUUGUCGAGCUGCAGGUGCAUGGAAAGACAUGGACGAAGGGGAUCGAUAAUCAGAUGAUGAUGCCCGCCCAGAAGGAGCAUAUUGGGGGCGUUAUUGUAGAAACGAUCCGAGGCGCGGGAAUCGACCAUGCGAGAGCCUUUCAGGACCCAGCACUGCAUGCCCAAAAAUGGCGUGAACUUGCCCACGAGCUUGUGCAGCACCGCCUGGAAAAUCCGGGCGUCUUGAAGAAGUUUGUGGCCGGGGAUGAACAUCGAUUUGCGCUUUUUUAUAAUGAUGAGGGAGGCAUGGCGAAUCACCAUGCGGCCGUCAUCGUCUCGUUGGCAAGGAGGGAGAUGGAGGGGGCUGAGGUAAUUAUCAUCGACUGCACCCACGACGUCUUCAAAUGCGGUGAAUACGUUGACGUGGCCCACUUCCCAACUCUACGCUACUAUCGUGACAAAAAGUUGCAAAAGGCGUGGACCACGGAACUGGACAUGAUGACGGUGGAGGACAUCAGUGAUUUGGUCAUCAGGUCUAUCGACGAUACGGUACAUCGAGUCAACGAGGACCUGGUUCCAUACUGGCGUGAGGGGAUGCUGGAGGGUUAUGGCCAUCCCCUCGACACGGUUCAUCUAUUCUUCGGUCACGACGAGAAUGAAGAAGCAUAUAGGAGAUAUCAGGAAACGGCUGAGGCGUUGAAAGGGCACUACACUUUCGGAGCCCUCAUCGAUGAGAAGGUGUCACAGUGGGCCACCCAUCCCGCAAUAAUCACCAUGAAGCCGCAGGAUACAGAGACGAAAGCCGUCGCCCAUCACAAGGAAUGGACCGUCGAGGCGCUGACACGCUACAUUCGAUUCUCGUCUCGGCCGCUAUUGCACGACCUCUCCAAGCCACGUGAAGCUGUGGAAGCCAUCGAUUCGGAUUGCGUCUUAUUGUUCCUUUUCGACCCAAAGAUGGCCGUGGCUGCUCGUCCGCUCUAUGAAUUGGCACAGGAUAUCGAGUAUCGGGAGACAGUACCGCUGGUGGUUGGAACGGUGAAUGGCACAUCACCCUUCGGCCUGGCCUUCUCGACGUGGGCCGGGUUGAAGCAGUUCGACCGCGCCCAGUGGGUGUUGGUAAACCACAAUGAGGAAAUCGACGUCGCUUACGUGUUGCCGGUCGACCCCGAGAAGCCGCUGGAUUUGAAGAAAUUUGUGAAAAAGCCAGAGGAGAUGGCAAAAGCUAGAGGGGGAUGGCGUCGAGAAAAUGGCACGAACCAGGCACGCUGCCACGACCACCACUACACGACGAGGCACACGAUGAACUUCAACAAAUCGUUCAUUUCGCAGGGACCACGCGGGAUCGUGGGAAGUCCAGGCAGUGCGGGUGCCCCGGGAAGACCUGGCCGUGACGCUCUCUACUGUCCGUGCCCUCCUAAACAACACCUAUCAUCAUCAUACAUUCCCCGUGACAUCCAGCCACAACAACCCCAGUAUCCCACCCCUCCACCACCAUUGCCGCCCCAAUAUCAGAACAACUACCCGCAGGGCAUCCAAUUCGACGCGUCGACUCCGGUAAACGAGGGAUUUGUGGGCGAUACAGAAGCCUCGUACACCGGCCAGCCGGAUGAUGAUGACGUCGCGUCUACCGUAUCCGCGUCAUAUUACAUCGAGCCCCGCUUCACGCCAGGACCUCAACCCCCGGCCGCGCCACCACAGGAGAUUGUCGAUUAUUUGAACCGAAACUUUGCCGAAGUGAAACGCGCCGAUCCGACGCCACGAAAGCGGGGCGGAAAAAGACUGGUUGACUGGCCGCGUCUCUUCGAGAAAGCGGGAAAUCACAUGAUCCAUACCGGGACGACACCGAACCGGCCGAAUCCGCUGGUCGGCCGGCGAUUGCCGCAUAACCAUCGAUUUGUCAAUGCCCAA